This is a messenger RNA of Penicillium verrucosum, 354 nucleotides long. RefSeq lists its product as uncharacterized. The record is from RefSeq and is a predicted model, not a curated record. The transcript has 4 exons. The coding region runs from base 1 to 354 and encodes 117 amino acids. NCBI's taxonomy places the organism in Eukaryota, Fungi, Ascomycota, Eurotiomycetes, Eurotiales, Aspergillaceae.
AUGAAAUUCUCGCUCCCUUUCUGUCUUGCUCUGGUUGCAUACAUCACGCCUGCCUUGGCUGAUGGUGUGGCUGCGGAGGUGAUCAUCGAAUACACAGAUGGAGGAGAAGAGCCAAUUGAUAUCUUGCCCGAGACUGGCUGUUACGACACUGAAAAUCCCACGACAACGGUGAGAAGCAUUGAUGUCGGCCAAUUAGGGGACGAGCGCCCCAGAUGCAUCUUUUACUCGGAGCCGGCCUGCCAAGGGGACGACUGGACUAUCGAAGUCCAUGAGUCUUCCGAGGAUGGAAAGAAGACGCAGAGGUUCAGCAGGCCAUUCUAUGUGGCUAGCUUGGAGUGUGUUAAUGCUGAGUAG